UCUACUGAGGCAUGUGGCGGGUCUGCUGCGGUGGGGGCUAUCUCUUCUCCCAUUGGCUUCGGCAGCUGCACUCGGAGCGGGCCCGGCGGGAUGCAGCUGCCUCGGGGCGGGACCAAUAGUUCCUUUCACAAGCGGGAAUAUUUUUACAAAUGCUGAUGUGAUGUGUCACUUAAGGGCUUACUGACAGUGCUGGUAAAUCUGGAGGACAUCAUCUGGAAGAGUUUACCUCCUUUCAAGGCAAGCCCCUCAAGAUGUGGACAGCUAUUGUAUUUUUCCUGCUGAUUUCCUUAUGCAUAUCUGAAAGCAGGGAUUCCAUCUUAACACAGAGUGGGGCCCAAGUAGCGUGGAUAAGCAUACUCAGUAGCGAAAAAAAUUGCAAGCAAGCUUGUAGAGGCACAACAGUUUCAGGUAAUCACUCCUGCUGGUCAGUGCUUUAUCAAAGCCGCUGUGUCCUCCUGCGCUGUCCUCAACUGAGUGCGUGUCAGAAUGCCAGAACACAGGAUGUCAAAGAACUAAUGGGAGAAUUCAUGAUCCGUAAAAGAAGAGAGACUGGAAUAACCCCACAGCCCAGUAACACAGAAGAGUCUAAAGAAAAAUCAGAGACGGAGACUAAUAAGAACCUUAAUGCAAAUUAUACAAAAGUGCCUCUUUCAUUAACACAAUUAAGUAAUAUAUCUGAUAACAGUGGAGUCAACCCAACUGUAAUGAUUCUGAAAAACACUACCGCUAUCACCUCUCGAUUUAAAAUGGACACAACAACUCUAAGUGGAAUUAAUAACAAUACCAUCAAAAAUAGUAAUAAAUCAGCUAAUGGAGUUCCAGUCAUCUCUUCAGUUUCCAGCCUCCCUCCUCAUAAAGCAUCAUCUACCACAUAUUUUCUUAAUGUAGAGAGUAUGGCAGGCUCAAAAGGAACAGGUAACAAGAAUCUAACUUUGGGACCAACUGAGAAAAUGACAUCAGUAGAACUUCUUUCCAGAAGUACUGAACCCACAGCAGUGAAACAUUCAGUGCUUCCUCCAUCCCCAACUACUUCUCCCAACAUUUCUGUGCUAAUUACCUCUGAAAGAAGUCACUCAACACCAGCAAGCUUGACUGCAAAAGCAAGUACCCAUAGUCCACAGACAACGGGAACCUAUUCUGCAGUUACCAAUGCAUCUCAAGCAACCCAUAGUCCACCAACAUCAAGGCCUUAUUCAGCAGUUACAAGCACAUCUUUAAUAACUGCUGCAGAAACACACAGUCCACCACCACUGAGACCCCAUUCAACAAUGAUCAGCACAGCUCUGACAACUGCAGGAGCAAUUAAACCAACAACAAAGUCAGAUGAUAAAACAACUUUGAUAGAACAGACAAAAUCUAAUCCAGUUAGGAUAAUUCUCACAGUCUCUACAAAGGGUACUGAAACCUCCAUUGCUACACAGCAAACAGAGACUACCAGCCAACAUGUGAUGACACUAACUCAUAUCACUCAGUCAGUGCUUACUGUUACAAGUUCAGCAACGUUGUCCAAAUCAGCAACUGUACAACACAGCCAAGACCAGCAAGGCCUAAGCAGUGAAAGUAUCUAUCAGCAGGUAGAUAUCAGUUUGAUCAUAGCACUUCUUUUUGGAGUCCUAUUUUUCAUAACAGUUGUAGUUUUAUUUGCCAUACAGGCAUAUGAGAGCUACAGGAAGAAAGACUACACCCAAGUGGACUAUUUAAUCAAUGGGAUGUAUGCAGACUCAGAAAUGUGAAAGCAAUAGGGGGUAACAAAGGGAUGUAUAUUUCUGAAGGAUUUGAAAGCUCAUGGUGGCUUGUCUUUCAGUUCCCUGUUUUGCCUCCUAAGACCAACUGAAAGUGCUUCCAAAUUACUUCUGGUGCAAUGUAGGAGAAAUGCCAUGUAUUCUGUUGUAAAGUAUUUUUCAAAACAAGUACAGGUUGCCAUUGAUAUAUUCUUUCUGAAACUUCAGUAUCACUUCUGUUGUGCCAGUUUAUUUGCCGCUGGAAAGGGGCAUUAAUGUCGCAAGCAGCCUUCAUAUACGACUAUGUGGCUUCCUAGGCCAAGUUCCUCAGGCUCUGUUAACAUUAUCCCUUUUCUUAUUCCACAAACGAUGGGAAAGGAGUGAUAUAGGGUUUUUGCAGUGUCGGCAUGCCUGAUGCUGGAAGUUGCACAGGGACUAUGGUAGUAGCGUAAGGAGAGGCAGAUCAAAUGCAAGUGGCACUCUUUGUCAUGGUACGUUUCACUUGGCUACUUGCUACAGCACUAAAUCAGCCAUGGGGAAGCUGUUGGCUCAAGAUGUAACCUAUAAAAAAGGUUGUUUACAUAAUAAAGUUUUGAAGCCUCUGGAUAAAAAACUCUCUAGAAUUCCUAAGCAUUUCUGUUAUUCUGUGUUGGGGAUAAUGUUGAUGAAGCAACCGUCUUGUUUUCCUGAGCUACCUGAUUAUUUGGAGGAAAAUGCAACUGUUUACUAGACCCUGUUAAUGCUGUGCUAUUUCCUAAUCGUGGCUUUUCCCUGAGGUGCUUAUGCACCUCCAUAUGAUUUUAUUUUUGUAUCCACUAAAUAAAUGAGGCCCUAAGGGCAUUUAAAAGCUCA
Heteronotia binoei (common prickly gecko) is the source of this 2573-nucleotide messenger RNA. It is a transcript of the gene C21H11orf24, whose product is annotated as chromosome 21 C11orf24 homolog. The transcript is spliced from 5 exons. The record is from RefSeq and is a predicted model, not a curated record. The coding region runs from base 252 to 1733 and encodes 493 amino acids. Lineage: Eukaryota; Metazoa; Chordata; Lepidosauria; Squamata; Gekkonidae.